This is a messenger RNA of Cladocopium goreaui, 1147 nucleotides long. NCBI's taxonomy places the organism in Eukaryota, Dinophyceae, Suessiales, Symbiodiniaceae. The record is from the annotation of a GenBank genome assembly.
CCGGGCAUUCCAAUUUGCAGUUCCCUGCAGUUUUGAACGUGAUGCUGGCGUGCAAAGGCUGCCGCAUUUGGACGUUCUGGAUUCAAUGGCACCAAGACCGUUGGAUUUCGUUGGAUCAUGUGGAGGUUUGCAUGGUGUGGGUAGGUCACGCAGGCCAAUGCAGCCGGAGCCGUAGUUUUCUUGUGGUUCUAUGUGCCGGAAGGGUCAGGCGAUCAUCGCCCCAGUACAUUUGUUGAAACAUGUUGGAUGUGGAAUCGUUAGCCGCAAAGCUGCGGGCCCAAUGGUAGUCGAUUUCCCACAGGCACCCACGGGUUCAGAGGUUGAAAUGGCUCAGUUGCCAGACCUUUGGAUGAAGAGUGUAUCAGUUGGGCCCUCUAACCUCACCGACCUGCAACUGAGCCGUCUCCGUGGCAUGUACCUUGUACAGGUCUCUUGGCAGCGCGCUACAACUACUUAUGUGGUGGGUGUGCCUGGUUCCCUUUUGCACGCUGAGCACAUGCCUUCCGGUAAAGUGGACAUGGCUGUGCUUGUGAUGGCUCGGUUGGUCCAGUACGGCAUGAAUGUGUGCCAAGAUCGUUCCCGGGCAAGAUUAGCAAGCCUGGCGGCUUCGCAAGGGACAAGCUGGGAGAAACAUUGGAAAACUCGCCGUCCCGGGUGCUCGGAGCCGCGUUACCAGGGCUGGACUGCGAAAGAGUGGCAGGACUGGAUCGCAGAACCGGCUGGCGCCAGCUGGUGUGAGAACAAGAGGUACGAAGCAGAUUGGAUCGUGGAUUGGAUGAUCCGACACUGGGGCAUGGAGCUUUUGCGGGGUGGUGUCUUGGACGUCGGUGGCGAGCCGGGUUUUUUGGCCGCAGCACUGCUGGCCAAGGGCAUCUCUGUGACGGUGGUUGAUCCAACCUGGGGCGUGACUGGUAAGGCUCACUGGUCCAAUGACUGCAUGGCAUCGGCGCGUGGAACUGGAGCAAAGUUGUCCGCUUUCAGCAGGGACUUCGACGAGAGAUUCCUCGUCGAUCAUCCCGAAAUGUGGCAGCUUUCGGUGGUGGUGUCGCUGUAUGGCGAUGAGGCAACCAUUCCAGCCCUGGCGUUUGCUGCAGAUGCUGGGAAGUUGGGGGCACCCAGUCAUCUCAGUGGAUCCCACUGCAAGUAG